ACGCCCAGGAGAAAUACCAGUCGCAGCUGCCGCCUGACCCGGGAGGGUAGGGAGGGCCCAAGCCUCCGAAACAACGCUGCAGAAGUGUCUGGGCGCCCAGCUGGGACUCUCAUUUGCGGGGAGGGGACUCUCUUCCAGCAUGCCCCACGUCCCACCAAGUGCAGCCAUUGCGCUGUGGCCGAGGCAGGAGUCAUCCAGCCUGCCUGUGCCAGCAGAUGGACAGAAGACUCUGAUUUGAAUAAAGUGCUAACAAGUGAUUGGCCUUAAUUUUUGUCCUUUGUAGCCUUCCCCAAACUCUCUUCUCAUCUUCUUUUACUGCAUUUAAGUUAGAAAAAUGAAGCAGUUGAAAAGGAAAAGGAAAAGUAAUUUUAGUGUACAAGAAACUCAGACUCUCCUGAAGGAAAUUACAAAAAGAAAAGAAGUCAUUUUUUCCAAGCAGCUCAAUACAACAAUUAACGUGAUGAAGCGAAUGGCUUGGGAGGAGAUUGCACAGUGUGUGAACGCUGUAGGGGAAGGAGAACAGAGGACAGGAACGGAGGUGAAGAGAAGGUACCUUGACUGGCGAGCACUGAUGAAGAGAAAGAGGAUGAAGGCGAACAUUAAGUUGGUUGGUUCGGGGUUUCCCCUUCCCACAUCCGAUUUAGAUGACUCCCUCACUGAAGAGAUAGAUGAAAAGAUUGGAUUCCGAAAUGAUCCAAAUUUUGAUUGGCAAAACAUGGCAGAUUUCCGGGAUGCAGGUGGAUCCUUAACUGAGGUCAAAGUGGAAGAGGAGGAAAGAGAUCCCCAGAGUCCUGAAUUUGAGAUUGAGGAGGAGGAAGAAAUGUUGUCAUCAGUUAUACCAGAUUCCAGGAGGGAAAACGAACUUCCCGAUUUCCCCCACAUCGAUGAGUUUUUCACCCUGAACUCAACACCAUCUCGGUCUGCGUACGAUGAGCCCCACCUGCUCGUAAACAUAGAGAAACAGAAACUAGAGUUAGAGAAACGACGGCUGGAUAUUGAGGCCGAAAGACUGCAGGUGGAGAAGGAGCGCCUUCAGAUUGAGAAAGAGCGGCUGCGGCAUUUGGACAUGGAGCACGAGCGGCUCCAGCUGGAGAAGGAGCGGCUGCAGAUCGAAAGGGAGAAGCUGCGCCUACAGAUAGUGAGCUCGGAGAAGCCGGCUCCGGAGAACGAACUGGGUCAAGGGGAAAAGUCCAUCCUCCAGCCACAGGAUAUAGAAACAGAGAAGUUAAAACUUGAGAGGGAACGCUUGCAGCUGGAGAAAGAUCGGCUGCAGUUUUUGAAAUUUGAAUCGGAGAAGCUGCAGAUUGAAAAGGAACGCUUGCAAGUAGAGAAAGAGAGACUACGAAUUCAGAAGGAAGGCCAUUUGCAGUAAUUUAUCGAGGUCUCCGUUUAUCAAAUGUUUGGAAACCCUAGGUUUAGGUAAUACAAAAAUGGUUGCAGGAUUAGCUGUGUUGUUGGUUUUUUUUUUUUUUUUCUCCUGUUUAAUCUCAGUGUUUCCAGUAGGAAGAAGAUAGUUAUCUGUGGGUAACUGUAUGCUUAAGUAGUAUAUUGCAUAAAAUCUAUGUGCCCUAGCAUACAUAGUAUAGCAACAACUAUUGAGCUCUACUCUAAAUUAGUAAAAUUGCAUAAAGUCUUGUAUAAUCUGUGUACUCAGAGUUUACGAUUAUGUCUAUAUAAAAUUCUAGCUCUGUAGUUCUCAACUGGGGGUGAUUUUGCCCCCCCCAAAAGACAUUUGGCAAUGCCUGGAGACAUUUUUGUUUGUCAAAACUGGGCAGUGGGGUACGUUGCUACUGGCAUGUAGUGGAUGGAGGCCAGGGACGCCUACAUCCUGCAAUGCGUGGGGCAGCCUCCCACACGAAAGAGUGAUCCAACCCCAAUGUCAAUAUUACUGAGGUUGUUAAACCCUGUCCUAGCCUGACUGAGCACCUCUAGCUUUGUUUCACAGUUUAUUAAAAUCUUAGAUAUUUAUGUGGGAGUUACUUAAAUGGCUCCCCAAAUUAACUAUGAAACAUUACUGUGUAGUAUAUUGAAUAUAGGAAGUGAUGAAGAUUAUAGGUAUUUUAUUCCUGUGUUUCCAUCUAUAAAUAACCUGGGACUCAGAAAACAAUACAGGGAACAUCAGAGAUUUGGCUAAAGCGGGUCACUUUGAAAAGCAGUUCACUUGCCUAGCUUUAGAAGCAACACAGUUUUUAAGCUUUUGUUUCCCUUCCUUUGAAUCUUAGCUGAGAUACAAAAAUUGUCAUUGCAACCAUGUGCUGAAAUCUUAAUGUAAGUGACUGGCUGAAGCUAGUACAAAUGGUACUAAUUAAAAAAUGGUACCAGUAGUCGAUGAGCUUGAACUCCAUGUGUGGUUAUUUGAUUUUUAAAAUAGGUAAUAGCUACUUGGAAGUGGGAGUGGGGGUGGGGGGGAGAAUCCUUUGUAUCUGAUAGUAAUGAUCAUGAUGAAAUAAUAAUAUUAGCUGUGUGUUAUGAAUUAGGGAGGCAUUUACUGCACACCAUCUGAUCUAAUCUGCAGAGCAAGUGGAGAGCAGUAUCUAUUAUUAUUCCUGAAUCUGAAACUUAGGGAAGUCACACAGUGAGUAAAAGGCUGAUUUCAUAUAUCACGGUGUAUUUUGUCUUUGCCCCUCCCUGAGCAACAGAAUUUGUAUCUUCAGUCCCUUUGGUGUUUAUUCUGAGACCAGGGGCUUGCUUUAUCUGGUGAUUUGCCUUCAGUCCCCUGAAGGUGCUUUUCCCAUAAUCCAGGUGAUUCUAAUACACACUGAAGUUGAGAACCAUGGCACGAGAUCACUUUGUAUUUUCGCAUUUCCAGGGCUGAUACGUAGACUUCAUACAUCUCUUCUCUUGACAGAUUCUACCUUGAUUCUGCAAAUGUUCCUUGUUAAUUUAAGAAUGUCUUGAAACCAUAUGUGAUAUUUGAGUCUGGGUAUAUAAGGGCAAAAUAUACUUCUGUUUAGUUAC
Messenger RNA from Camelus dromedarius (Arabian camel), 2958 nucleotides. It is a transcript of the gene MSANTD4, whose product is annotated as Myb/SANT DNA binding domain containing 4 with coiled-coils. The transcript is spliced from 3 exons. The coding region runs from base 335 to 1372 and encodes 345 amino acids. NCBI's taxonomy places the organism in Eukaryota, Metazoa, Chordata, Mammalia, Artiodactyla, Camelidae. The record is from RefSeq and is a predicted model, not a curated record.